Messenger RNA from Pocillopora verrucosa, 3114 nucleotides. NCBI's taxonomy places the organism in Eukaryota, Metazoa, Cnidaria, Anthozoa, Scleractinia, Pocilloporidae. The record is from RefSeq and is a predicted model, not a curated record.
AUGGCGAAUUCAGUAGAAAGGGCGCUUCCACCUCUAGAUUUAACAGGGUCUUCCUCUCAGGUCGCGGAACGAUGGCGACAGUGGAAACGAUCGUAUCAGUAUUACAUCGAUGGCAAGGGAAUUACGAAUCCUUCUCGGAAAACAGCUCAGUUACUUCAUUUAGCAGGUAUGGAAGUACAAGAUAUUUACGAAGAUAUUCCAGAUCCUGGACCACUGAAUGCUAACGAGGAUAAUGAGUAUGUGGUGUGUCUGCGAAAGUUGGAUGCUCAUUUCCGAGCCGAGGACAAUGUACCGUACGAGCGUCAUGUCUUUCGUCAACUUACGCCGACAAAGGGAGAGACCGCCGAUAAGUUCAUGGUUCGUUUACGUAAACAAGCUCGUCAUUGUAAUUUUGGUCCAACUUUGGAAGAAAAUUUACGGGAUCAAUUGAUUGAAAAGUUGCCUAAUGUUGAGCUAAAGAAGAAGCUAUUGGAAGUCGUUAAUAUUACUCUGCAAGCAGCAAUGGAUAAAGUUCGAAAGUGGGAAGCCUCACACGAGCAGGCAGGUCAAAUGGUCAUGCCAAGCCAAGAACCUGGAGCAGGUACUCAUGCAGUUGAAGAACGUCCUGGGCGUGGAGACAAAGGGAAAAGCGUUUGUUUCAACUGUGGUAAAGAAGGUCAUUUUGCCCAAAGUACAAAUUGUCCCGCCCGAGGUCGCAAGUGCAGCAAGUGUGGUAAAUAUGGUCAUUAUGCCAGCUGUUGCAAAGGGGGAAGGAACUCGAAGCCUGGAAAACAAGGUAACAACCAACAACGGGGAGGCAGACAGCAGCGUCAUGGUAAGGGGAGACAGGCAAAUCAUGUUGAGGGUCAUUGUAACGAGUCAGGUGAGGAUGACAGUUUUGCUUUUACUAUAGAAGAACAGACAUGUGCUAUGUCAAAUUCCUCUGAACCCGUUACCUCAGUGAAGAUUGGUGGAAUCAGCAGAGAUGUGUUGAUUGAUUCAGGUUCUGCAAGUAACCUCAUUAGUAAAGAUACACUGCAGGAACUUAAGUAUCAGGGGCUCAAGAUUGAAUUAAAACCUUGUCUGAAGAGAUUGUAUGCUUAUGGGGGUCGAGAGCUUAAAAUUGAGGGCCAGUUUCAGACAGAAGUUUCCGUACCCAAAGCAAAGGUUGUGGCAGAUUUCAUUGUUGUUGAAUCCGGGCGUUGUUUGCUGGGAUAUUCGUCCGCCACAGAUCUUGGAAUCCUUCGUGUGGAUCUCUCGGGAAUUCUUGGGACAGGAGACUGUAACACUGUUGAUGGUACCUUCGUGGGAGGACUCAAAGCAAAAUACCCCAGUGUAUUCCAGGGAAUUGGAAAGCUUAAAGAUUAUCAGUUGAAGCUACACAUUGACCCCAGUGUAACUCCAGUCGUUAAAAAAAUGCGACGAGUACCUUUUUCUGUAAAGGACAAAGUAACUGCCAAGGUUAACGAACUCCUUGAAAAGGACAUAAUUGAGAAAGUCGAGGGGCCUACGGUGUGGGUAAGCCCAGUCGUUGUUGCUCCUAAACCGUCCGGGGACAUAAGGUUGUGUGUCGACAUGCGGAGAGCCAACGAGGCCAUUAUUCGGGAAAGAUUGCCCAUACCAACCAUAGAUGAAGUCCUUGAAAGUCUUAAUGGGAGUGGUGUUUUCUCGAAGUUAGAUUUAAGGUGGGGUUUUCACCAAAUUGAGCUGGAUCCUGAUUCAAGGGAUAUCACUGCUUUUGCCACCCAUGAUGGUAUAUUCCGCUACAAACGUUUGAGUUUCGGUGUAAAUGCCGCACCAGAGAAGUACCAGCAUAUCAUCACCCAGUCAAUGGCAGGUCUACAAGGGGUGUCAAACAUAGCAGAUGAUCUUAUCGUUCAUGGUCGAGACACUGAAGAACAUGAUAAGAACUUACACAGUGUGUUGCAACGUCUUAGUGAGAAGCAGCUGACUUUGAAUGCUGAAAAAUGCACUUUCCGAAUGACUAAAGUGGUAUUCAUGGGUCUUUUGCUGAGUAAGCAUGGCAUCGGCCCAACGGAGGAAAAAGUCAGAGCAGUUGCAGAGGCAAGUCAGCCUCAGACACCCUCAGAAGUCCGUAGCUUCUUGGGGCUCGUUGGAUUCAGUGCCAGGUUUAUACCCGAUUUUGCUACCACUGCUGAUCCCCUCAGAAAACUUGCAAGAAAAGGGGAACCGUUCGUUUGGGGCAAGGAGCAGGAGCAGUCGUUUCAGAGAUUGAAGAGUCAAGUUGCAAGUGCACCAGUCCUAGCUUACUUCGAUAAGGACACACCCACCCGUGUUAUUGCUGAUGCAAGUCCUGUUGGACUUGGCGCCGUGCUGGUGCAAGAAAAGAAUGGGGAAAGCCGUGCCAUCUGUUAUGCUAGUCGUAGUUUGAGUCAAGUGGAGCGUCGUUAUAGUCAGACAGAAAAGGAAGCACUAGCCUUAGUCUGGGCUUGUGAACGCUUCCACCUCUUCUUGUACGGGCUUCCACAGUUUGAUCUGAAGGCACUGACGAAGAUACCGGCGUCAGACAAUUCCGCGGAAGAUGAUGGAUAUGUACGCGCGAUAGCUCUACAUGCUGUCCCCGCUGCAUUGAGAAUCAAAGAGAUUGAACAAGUCUCAGCACAAGACUCUGAGUUGCAAGCACUCAGAAAUUGUCUCAUCGAAGGGAAAUGGGACAAUGCCCCAAAGCAGUAUUUGCCAGUGCGCAAUGAGUUGACUUUUAUUGGCCAUGUAAUUCUCCGGGGGACAAGAAUUGUUAUACCCCAAGCACUUCGCAAGAGAGUCGUUAGUUUGGCACACGAGGGGCACCAAGGAGUCACAAAGACAAAGGAGAGACUUAGAACAAAAGUCUGGUGGCCUGCUAUGGAUCGUGAUGCCGAGAAAAGAUGUGCAGAGUGUUACGGGUGCCAGAUGGUUACAAAGAACGUUCCACCCCCACCAUUGAAGUCAACACCGUUACCCAACAAACCAUGGGAAGAAGUAGCUGUGGAUCUAAUGGGUCCGUUACCUUCUGGAGAACACUUGUUAGUUCUCGUUGAUUAUUACAGCCGGUGGAUAGAAGUUGAUGUUAUCCGAACAACUUCCAGCAAAACCAUAUUGCUUGGAUGCCCAAUUUGCAAGACAUGGGUUGCCUAA